Messenger RNA from Arabis nemorensis, 834 nucleotides. The record is from the annotation of a GenBank genome assembly. NCBI's taxonomy places the organism in Eukaryota, Viridiplantae, Streptophyta, Magnoliopsida, Brassicales, Brassicaceae.
AUGGGUAGCCAACAAGCGGCGGUUUCGUUCCUUUCCAAUUUGGCUAAGGCAGCUUUCGGUCUUGGUACGGCGGCGACGGUGCUGAACACUUCGCUUUUCACCGUUGACGGCGGAGAAAGAGCGGUUCUGUUCGAUCGAUUCAGAGGAGUUAUGGAUAAGACUGUUGGUGAAGGGACUCAUUUCUUGAUCCCUUGGCUCCAGAGGCCUUACAUCUUCGAUAUCCGCACAAAGCCUCACACUUUCUCUUCAAUUUCCGGUACGAAAGAUCUCCAGAUGGUUAAUCUCACCCUUCGUGUUCUCUCUCGCCCUGAGGUGACGCGUCUCCCAACGAUUUUCCAAACCUUGGGUCUAGAGUAUGACGAGAAGGUUCUUCCUUCGAUUGGAAAUGAGGUUUUGAAAGCCGUGGUUGCACAGUUCAACGCUGACCAGCUCCUCACUGAGCGUCCUCACGUCUCAGCACUUGUUCGUGAUUCACUGGUCAAACGUGCCAAAGAUUUCAACAUUGUGCUUGACGAUGUGGCCAUCACGCACUUGUCGUAUGGUGUUGAGUUCUCAAGGGCGGUUGAGCAGAAACAAGUGGCUCAACAAGAGGCAGAGAGGUCUAAGUUUGUGGUGAUGAAGGCUGAUCAAGAGAGGAGAGCUGCGGUUAUAAGAGCUGAGGGUGAGAGUGAAGCUGCUCAGUUGAUCUCUGAUGCUACGGCUAAAGCAGGUAUGGGACUUAUCGAGCUUAGGAGGAUUGAAGCUUCAAGGGAGAUUGCAGCUACACUUGCUCGGUCUCCUAAUGUGGCUUACUUGCCCGGUGGACAGAACAUGCUCCUUGCUCUGAACCGUUGA